Messenger RNA from Drosophila miranda, 4635 nucleotides. Its product is annotated as kinase D-interacting substrate of 220 kDa B. Lineage: Eukaryota; Metazoa; Arthropoda; Insecta; Diptera; Drosophilidae. The record is from RefSeq and is a predicted model, not a curated record. Gene Ontology annotation, molecular function: protein binding.
CAAAACGGAACUAAACGGCGAAAGUUUGGCGAAAAUGUUCAAGGUCCGCUUAAAGACGAGUCCCAGCGGCGGGGGUGAGAACAUAAAUCGCUACGGAGAAUCCAUGGGUUCGCUGGGACAUCGCGCCUUGCUGCAGUUCAUCGAUAAUAAUGAUAUCUCCGGGCUGCGCGCCAUCCUUGACAGCCGGCAUCUAAAAAUCGAUGAUCGGGAUGAGAAUGCCACCACCGUGCUGAUGGUUGUGGCCGGGCGGGGUCUCACAGCAUUCGUUCAGGAAUUCCUGGCACGCGGCGCCGAUGUCCAGGCCGAGGAUCUGGACUGCUGGACCGCUCUGCUGUGUGCCUCCCGCAAUGGGCAUUUUGAUGUCGUCCAACUUCUACUGGAUCAUGGCGCUGAGGUCGAGCAUCGCGAUAUGGGGGGCUGGACGAGUCUGAUGUGGGCCGCCUAUCGGGGGCACACUGAACUGGUGCGGCUGCUGCUGGAAAAGGGGGCCGAUGGCAAUGCGCAUGGCAAUUACCACUUGGGGGCCCUGCUCUGGGCAGCGGGACGGGGCUUCAAGGACAUUGUGGAGCUACUGGUGCAGCGCGGUGCCAAGGUGAAUGUCGGCGACAAGUACGGAACCACAGCCCUCGUCUGGGCCUGUCGACGGGGCAACGUUGAGAUCGUGGACACUCUGCUGAAGGCCGGUGCCAAUGUCGACACUGCUGGGAUGUACUCGUGGACUCCACUGUUGGUGGCAGCUGCCGGUGGACACACUGACUGCGUGAGUUCCAUUCUGGAGAAGAAGCCGAAUGUGAAUGCACUGGAUAAGGAUGGAAUGACGGCCCUGUGCAUCGCCAGUCGUGAGGGACUGGCCAUCUACACGGCCGUGGAGAAGGGCCACAUCCAGAUCGUGAAGCUGCUGCUAUCCACGAACCCCGACAUGGAGUCGUCCACCAAAGACGGCGACACACCGCUCAUGCGGGCCGUGCGCAAUCGCAAUCUGGAGAUAGUCCACAUGCUGCUCGACCGCAAGGCCAAGGUGAUAGCCGCCGAUAAGCGCGGCGACACCUGUCUGCACAUAGCCAUGCGGGCGCGCAGCAAGGCGAUAGUGGAGGCGCUCCUGCGCAAUCCCAAGCACAGCCAGCUCCUGUAUCGGGCGAACAAGGCGGGCGAGACGCCCUACAACAUCGACACCCUGCACCAGAAGACGAUACUCGGCCAGGUGUUUGGGGCCAGGCAUCUCAACACCAACGAGGACUCCGAGGGCAUGCUGGGCUACGAGCUGUACUCCUCCGCCUUGGCAGAUGUGCUCAGCGAGCCCACGCUGACGACGCCCAUCACCGUCGGACUCUACGCCAAGUGGGGCAGCGGCAAGAGGUUCCUGCUCAACAAACAGCGCGACGAGAUGAACAACUUUGCCAAACAGUGGGCCGAGCCGCCAGCCAAAACCAGCGGCCUCCUGUUCAUCGUGUGUCUGCACGUGGCGUUGCUCAUCGGCACCAUUGUCGGGCUGUGCACCUGGUCGACGGUCUGCGGCGUGUCAUCCGCCGCAGCCUUCAUGCUGGUGGCCUGCCUGUUGCUGGCGGCUGUUAAAUACUGCAACUACCAGAUGGACAUGCUCUGGGCCUAUUCCGUGCAGCAUGGUCUGGAGAAGCGAAUGACACGUCUGCGCCUCAUCCUGCAGGUGGCUUUCUCCCCCCCGCCUGGCCCCCAGUCCGACUCCCAAGCCAAGCCGGUGCGCUUCCACUUUGCGGAGGCCAACAGUUCAUCGCCGAGGGGCGACGGAGCCGUGGCCCACAUGCUGGCGGCCCUACUGGGUGCCUUGGAGUCACACUACGGCUGGCUGGCCACCCGCCUGUACCGCGCCUUCCGCCCCAAGUGCCUCAAGGCGGACGUGGGCUGGCGCUGGCGGCGCAUUUGCUGCAUUCCCAUUGUCGUAAUCUUCGAACUGGCGCUGGUCACCCUGGUAACUGGCAUCUCCCUAAUCGUGGCCGACUUCACGUACGCCAAUGCCAAGGAGCGGGAGCAGAUCCAGGUGGUGCUCUAUGUGGUGGCCGCCAUUCUGGGCACCCUCAUCUGCACGCACCUGCAUGUUCUGGCCAAGGUAUGCGUCGCCCUGUUCACCUCCCACAUCCGGCAGCUGAAGGGAGCGGUGCGCACCAGCGAAACGGCACCCCUGACGAUGCUCGGCGCCGAGGUUGCGGUGAUGACGGACAUGGUCAAGUGCCUGGACUCGUUCACCAAUCAGCAGAGCCGGCUGGUGGGCGUGAUCGAUGCCCUCGACUCGUGCGACACGGAACGCAUCCUCACCCUGCUGAACGCCGUCCAGACGCUGCUCUCCACGCCGAACCGUCCCUUUGUGCUGCUCAUCUCGGUGGAUCCCCAUGUAAUUGCCAAGGCGGCGGAGGCCAACAGUCGACGCCUGUUCACCGAGGGUGGCAUCGGGGGCCACGACUUCCUGCGGAACCUGGUCCAUCUGCCCGUCUACCUGCAAAACUCCGGCAAGGUGCAGCGAGCCCAGAUGACCGCCCUGCUGUUCAAACGGAGUGGCGGCGGCGGUGAGUACCAGAACGAAGAUGGACCCACCCUGGGGCACUCUGUAUCCGCGCGACGUCUGUCCAAUGCCUCGGAGAUCGUCUCGAGCCAGGAGAAACUGCGUGGGCCGGCACGACCAGGCGGGGGCAAGAAGCUGCGCCUCUCCGAGUCGGUGGCCAGCUCGACGGGCUCCAAUCUGCAUCGCCUGGGUCAAAAUCCCCAGGGUGUGCUCGACCUCUCGCGGAUAGUGCUCACCGAUGACUACUUCAGUGACGUGAAUCCGCGCAGCAUCCGGCGGCUGAUGAACGUCAUCUACAUCACGGUGCGGCUGCUGAAGGCCUUCCAGAUUGACUUUAGCUGGUACCGUCUCAGCUCCUGGAUCAACCUGACGGAACAGUGGCCCCUGAGGGCCAGCAUGAUAGUGCUCCAUCACGACCAGUUCAUGGACACCAAUGCGGAUGAGAAUGUCUCCCUCCAGAGCGUAUACGAGAAACUGCGGCCCAAGCUUGCGUAUUUGCGAGAGGCUGCACCGCUUCUGGAGCUGGAUCGGGAUGAGCGGAAACUGGAUGCCUUCCUGCAGCUCCACAAAUCGGACUUGCUUGUGGCAGACUUGCGCAUCUUUCUGCCCUUCACCAUCAAUUUGGAUCCGUAUAUAAGGAAGGUUCUGAAGGAGGAUCAGCAGACGAUUGAGGAUGAGAGCUCGCUGCGUCAACAGCCAGCGCCCACCACAUAUGUGCCUUCGCCACAGCCACAGCCUUAUCCGCCCUACCAAGCGUUCCAGAACGAUUUUGUGCCCAACGAGAUGCGAUCGAGGAAUCUCAGUUCAAGUACGGAGCCCGUAUCGCCGCUGAUUGCCUCGCCCAGCGAUUACUUUGGCGAGGACAUAUUGCUGACGCGGCUCACGGAUCUGACAGUGGAGGGUGUCAUCAGCCUCCUAGAGCGCAUUGAUGACAUGAAGCCGGCCAUGCCGAAGCUGGCGCCGGUGCUCCGUGAUAAUGCCAUCAAUGGACGCGUACUAAAGCACUGCGAUAUGCCAGAUCUCAAAUCGGUGCUGGGCCUGAGCUUUGGCCACUGGGAGCUGUUUCGCCUGCUGAUCACAACGCUGAGGGAAUGCGAGCGACAGCCGAGGAAGCAGAAUCGCGCACUGCCGCAGGUCGCCGCUGUGGAGGCGCCGCCAGUUACUGUGCCCAUGAUCAAGGACGUGACGGAUGCUCUGGUGCCGCCACGCGAGUCCUUGUCGCGCAAGAACUCGGUCAGUCACAUGGAGAAGCAGGUCACACUGGAGGAGCAAAUGAUUUGCGGCACUUUGCAAACGCUCAACGAGGAGGCGUACGAGGACGUGGCCAGCAGUGAGCGACCCAGUCCCACAGAGCAUGACACACCCACUGGUUGUGGGCCAGCAAUGACGACUGCAUUGCUUACCUCAGCCUCGGCCAUGUACACGCAUCAGCAGAAGCAGCAGGCGCAGCCUUCGGGUCGCGAUUCUAUACUGAAGCAGCAGGGGAGUGUCAAGGGCGACAAGCGGGUAUCGAUUCAACAAACAUCGAGCAGUAAUCAUAACAACAACAACAAUAAAGCCAAGUCAGCAACGAAUGUUGAAUAUAUCUCCGAAGGAGCAGGAAGCAAAGUGCGACUAACCGCAAAGCCGCCAGCAGGACCCCGGCCAGCCUCGCUGAUCAUCACCAGGUCCGAUUCCAACUCACAGUUCCAGCUGCUACGCUCCUCCUCAGUGGACUAUGACGACGUGGAGGCCCAAGAGCAUCGGACUACGAUCCGGACGACACUGCUGGAGCAACAGGAGGAGGAUGAAGCGGCACCGUUCGUGUUUACAGCGCGCAAAUGAUACAAUCUGAUAACCAGAUGGCAGCCAAGCUUAUUUACACAAUUUAGAUAUAGGGCCAGUCUUAAAUAAGCUAACUAACUAGCUAAUUACUGAAAGAGUUUGCAGCUGGAACUCGAGAGUUGUGGUUCCCCAAAAUAGAAUGUACUCUAGCAAAAGAGAAUUGUUUGCAUUAGUUCUUGUUAUAUUUGUGUGUUUAUGUGUAUUUAUUAAUGAUGGAAGAGUAGUAUAAAUGUGUAAUGAGAAUCUGCAUAUGGAAUACAUAAAGUGCUACAUUGUUA